Messenger RNA from Cynoglossus semilaevis (tongue sole), 1159 nucleotides. It is a transcript of the gene cldn26, whose product is annotated as claudin 26. The transcript has a single exon. Lineage: Eukaryota; Metazoa; Chordata; Actinopteri; Pleuronectiformes; Cynoglossidae. The coding region runs from base 239 to 895 and encodes 218 amino acids. The record is from RefSeq and is a predicted model, not a curated record. Gene Ontology annotation, cellular component: membrane; bicellular tight junction. Gene Ontology annotation, molecular function: structural molecule activity.
CAUUGAACACUGAAACAAAACAGUAUGCUUCUUGUCUCCUUGUCGUCCUUGAUUAUCUUCCCUCUUAUCCGCUGCAUUUUAUUAAGGAGAGUGAAUAAGUGGACUGUCCAGACUGAUUGUGCCACCUCAGCAGGUGGGACGGACCGCAGACAGACUCUGCCUGAUCUCCUAACUGACUUCUCUACCUGCACAGAUCCACCAACACUGAGUGUUCUGUGUGUUUGUGCACAGGCAGAAGAUGGUCUUCCUCACAACAAAAAUGAUGCAGAGGACGGCACUCUUUGUGACAUUCGGGGGUUUGGUGACGUCUUUCGUCACCAUGUUUAUGCCCCUGUGGAAGACUAUGAACUCAGAACUGAACGAAGUGGAGAACUGGUACUCCGGGCUGUUUCACACCUGCCUUUACACUGAGGAGGUGGGCAUUCAGUGCAAGGCCUACGAGUCCAUCAUGGGACUCCCUGUGGACCUGCAGAUCUCCAGGGUUCUCAUGUCUGUAUCCAUAGGAACCGGAGCUUCAGCCGUGUUGGCAGCCUUUCCUGGUCUGGAAGGUGUUGAGAUAUGUGUCCAGCAUCCUGGACGUAAAAGGUUUCUCCUGAUCCUCAGCGGUGUGCUGUCCUGGGUGUCCGGUCUCACCACCUUGGCUCCCGUCUCUAUCGUUGCCUACACCACUGUGGUGGACUUCUGGAAUGAGGGUUUUCCUGAUGUGAUGCCACGGUGGGAGUACGGAGAGGCCAUGUUCUCAGGCUGGUUUGGAGGUUUGGCACUGGCCCUUGGAGGGACUUUGUUCUUUAUAGCUGUGUGUAUGGGAGACUAUGGCCUGAGGUCACAGAGUUUCCAGACUGACCCGCAGUUGAAGGACAGGACAAAUCACUACCUAAAAACAGAGGUUCUAUAGAAUUAUCAUCAUCUAAUGUGUGUGAAUAAAAUGUUCUUCAGAGAUAAUAGUUCUGACAUAAACAACUUUUCUGAAAACAGAAGAACUGUAUCCCUCAAUGUGAACUGUUGCUUUAGAAGGUACUGUACAUUUGAUUAAUUAGAGAGUGUUGCCUUUCCAGUGAACCUCUAUAACAAGGAUACAAUAGUGCCAUUGACCUCACUUAGUUAUUUUACUUUAGUAAGUUGUCAUUUUGAGACAUUUUCUCGUUUUGGAGAAUCUUAU